AUUUGAGGCAACCCAAAAUCCAAAAAACAAAAAGAUGAAGUUUGGGAAGGAAUUUGCAUCCCAAAUGGUUCCAGAAUGGCAAUACGCAUACAUGGACUACAACUAUCUCAAGAUUCUUCUCAAAGAGAUCAAACGAUUCAAGCAAAGAACUAAUAACAAGCCUCUGGUCUCCACCCCGGUCGGCCUAAAGCGGAAGCUAACCUUUUACAGAGCUUUCAGUGGCCUAAUCCAGAGACACAUCAAGAGUCCCAACAGCGCCGGUGGAGACAUUGAAGAUCAAGUGAUACUAGUAAGAGCCAUGCAGCAGCAGCAGCAGAGUAGUGUGGAUUCGUCGGAUUCAUCAUCAUCAUCUCAUCAUCAUGUCCAUUAUCAGUCAAAUUUUCUUAUGUCGGCGGAGGCAGGUGGAGAGUACGAGUUGUUUUACUUCAGGAGGCUUGACGAUGAGCUGAACAAGGUUAACAAGUUCUAUAGAGAUAAGGUCGAUGAGGUUCUUAAAGAGGCUGUAGAGUUGAAUAAGCAAAUGGAUGCUUUGAUUGCGUUUCGGAUUAAGGCUGAGAAUCCCAACAUCGACGACGGCGUUUUCCAGAAUUUCGAUCGAAACGUUGAGAUGAGUCGCCUUGUUUCUGACAUCGCUGCCUCUACUGCCGCAUUGAAUGCCUCAACUCCCUCCCGUGCAAAAUCAACGAAAGGAUACAUGGGCGUAAUAGAAGAAGUUGAACUGAGCAACAGAAAUGAUGCAGAAGGGUACAUGGAUGUAAUAGAAGAAUUUUUACUGAACAACGGAGAGAAUUCGGAUGGCACAAGUGCAAUCAUAGAUAUCAAUGAGCACAAAACUACCAGCUCUACUGUUUGUGAAGAGAGGCCAGACAGCAUCAAGGGCUCCAGACCAACCCCUUUACAAGUCCUUAACCGUGUGAAGCUCAACAACACACUUGAGACUCCCUGCUCCACUAUUAAAGGCAUUCUUAACAUCUCCAUGAACAGAAAACUGAGCCUGAAGGACUUGAAGAAAGUUGAGGGACAAUUAAAGCGGACAUUCAUCGAAUUUUAUCAGAAGCUUCGACUUCUUAAGAGCUACAGCUUUUUGAAUCUCUUGGCAUUCUCAAAGAUCAUGAAGAAAUAUGACAAGAUCACUUCAAGAAGUGCAGCAAAGGCUUACCUAAACAUGGUUGAUGACUCCUAUCUUGGCAGCUCCGAUGAGGUCACUAGGCUCAUGGAGAGAGUGGAAGCUACCUUCAUCAAGCACUUCUCAAACUCAAACCGCCGUAAGGGCAUAAACAUCUUGAGACCAAAAGCAAAGAGAGAAAGACAUAGAAUAACAUUUUUCAUUGGCUUAUUAGUUGGUGGUACCACAGCUUUACUAUUGGCCCUUAUUUUGAUUAUACAUGCAAGACAUAUACUGAACAAGAAAGGGAGUACCCAGUACAUGGAAACCAUGUUUCCACUAUACAGUUUGUUUGGAUUCGUCGUCCUACAUAUGGUCAUGUAUGGUAUGAAUAUAUACUUUUGGAGGCGCUACCGAGUCAAUCAUCCCUUCAUAUUUGGAUUCAAACAAGGAACCGAAUUGGGGUACCGAGAAGUCUUCCUCCUCAGCUCAGGUCUUGCAGUACUUGCAUUUGCCAGUGUCCUAGCAAACCUAGACAUGGAGAUGGAUCUGAUAACAAAAGACUUCAAGGCACUCACUGAACUAAUCCCUCUGGGAUUAGUUUGUCUAGUACUUGCCAUAACAUUUUGCCCAUUUGACAUUAUAUAUCGUUCGAGUCGCUUCUUCCUACUCCGAUGUGCUCUCCACUGUAUCAGUUCCCCUCUCUACAAGGUUACACUCGCAGAUUUUUUCCUAGCAGACCAGCUAACUAGCCAGGUCCAAGCCUUUAGAAGUUUGGAGUUCUACAUCUGCUAUUAUGGUUGGGGAGACUACAAACUCAGAACAAACAACUGCAAAGAUAAUGAUGUCUACAAAACUUUCUUUUAUAUAGUUGCUGUAAUUCCUUUCUGGUUCCGCUUCCUUCAGUGCAUCCGACGGUUGUUCGAAGAGAAAGACCCAAUGCAAGGAUACAAUGGGCUGAAAUACUUCUCGAUCAUUUUGUCCAUUGUUAUGAGGACAGCUUACAGUUUGAAUAAAGGAUUGGUUUGGCAGGUGUUAGCCUGGAUCACCUCAGCCAUUGCAGGAAUUGUAAGCACCUAUUGGGACAUUGUUUUCGACUGGGGGCUUCUACAACGUAACUCAAAGAAUCGAUGGUUGAGAGACAAGCUUCUUAUCUCUCACAAAAGCAUAUAUUUCGGAGCCAUAAUCUUGGAUGUUCUACUCAGAUUUGCCUGGCUGCAAACUGUUUUGAACUUUGAAGUAUCUUUCCUACAUAGAGAAGCCAUGAUUACGGUAGUCGCAAGCCUAGAAAUUAUUCGUCGUGGCAUUUGGAAUUUCUUCAGGUUGGAGAAUGAACACCUGAACAAUGUUGGGAAAUAUCGUGCCUUCAAGUCCGUACCUCUCCCAUUUAAUUGUGAUGAGGAUGAAGGCGAAGACGAAUAAGGACGAACCACAAUCCACAAAGACAAAAGAGCAUGCCAGAACAAUCAAUUCCAGCAGAAGAAUCAGAUUAAAGCAGCUGUAGGAACUAAUAUAAACCAA
Messenger RNA from Telopea speciosissima, 2626 nucleotides. Its product is annotated as phosphate transporter PHO1 homolog 3-like. Gene Ontology annotation, biological process: phosphate ion transport; cellular response to phosphate starvation. Bases 35 to 2527 code for a protein of 830 amino acids. Gene Ontology annotation, molecular function: inositol hexakisphosphate binding. Gene Ontology annotation, cellular component: cytoplasm; Golgi apparatus; plasma membrane. The transcript has 13 exons. The record is from RefSeq and is a predicted model, not a curated record. NCBI's taxonomy places the organism in Eukaryota, Viridiplantae, Streptophyta, Magnoliopsida, Proteales, Proteaceae.